AUGAAUCUCCUAAAAAUUGUGCUCUUAGCGACGGUAGCUGUUGCCAAGCAGCCGAAUAUCUUGUUCGUCUUGACCGAUGAUCAAGGGAAAUAUGUUGGUGGCUUAGAACACAUGCCCAAGCUACAGCAAACCCUCGUGCAACAAGGGACAAGCUACUCCAAUCAUUUCUGCUCAAUUGCACUAUGCUGUCCCUCGCGAGCGAACCUGUGGACCGGCCGCAUGCCUCAUAACACAAACGUCACCGACGUCGGCCUACCCUACGGCGGUUAUCCCAAAGUAGUUUCAGCUGGCUGGAACGACAACUACCUCCCUCUCUGGAUGCAAGAUGCCGGAUAUAAUACUUACUACGUCGGAAAGAUGUGGAAUGCCCAUACCGAAGACAACUACAAUGACCCCUAUGUCCGUGGUUUCAACGGCUCCGACUUCUUACUCGACCCUUAUACAUACCGCUACUGGUACGCGCGAAUGACACGCAAUGGCGCCCCACCCGUGAAGUACGACGGCAACUAUUCGACAGACGUGAUCGCCGAAAAAGCAUCCGGCUUUAUCGACGAGGCCGUUAAGCAAGACAGACCAUGGAUGUUGACAGUAGCACCAAACGCACCGCACUCAAAUGGCUCGCAUGAUUCCACACGAAACGCAAACUGGUUUGGCGAGCCGGAGUUUGCACCUCGACAUGCAGAUCUUUUCAAGGAUGUCAAGGCGCCUCGCGACGAGAGCUUCAAUACAUUGAUCGAGAACGCGGUUAGCUGGGUUGAAAAUGUACCAGAGCUGAAUCAGACUCAUAUUGAUUAUAUCGAUGAGUUCCAACGGUGUCGGCUGCGAGCAUUGCAGGCUGUUGACGAGAUGAUUGGGGAUCUUGUUGAGAAGCUUGAUAAGCUUGGAGAACUGGACAAUACUUAUAUCUUCUUCUCAACGGAUAAUGGGUAUCACCUUGGUCAGCAUCGGAUGCAACCUGGAAAGAACUGUGGUUAUGAAACCGAUAUAAAUGUACCACUCAUCGUUCGCGGACCAGGCAUCGGCAAGAAUGUGACAUUGGAUGCCAUCACAAGUCACACCGAUCUGGCACCAACAUUCCUUUCUCUGGCUGGAUCUACCAGAGAUGGCUUAGAUGGCAAGAAGAUCCCCACGACCAUCGCAGCCAGCACAGCUCACAACCGAGCCGAACACGUUGCGAUCGAAUACUGGGGAUUGGCCGUUCCGGAAGGAAUCUACGGAUAUGCGAGUGACAAGCUCGACCAGCCUCACAACAGUUUCCAGCGUAAUACAUACAAGGCCAUCAGACUAGUCUCUGACGACUACAGUCUCUAUUAUGCCGUGUGGUGCACGAAUGAGAAAGAAUUCUACGAUCUCAAGGGCGAUCCACACCAAACUAAGAACCUGGGCACCCAACCAGCCAAGCAAUCAUACAAGAUCGCCAACCGCAAGCUACCCCAGAUAAUAUCUCGAUUGAAUGCUUUGAUGUUGGUGCUGAAAUCGUGCGAAGGGGAUGCAUGUCGAGACCCAUGGCUCCAGCUGCACCCGGCAGGCAAGGUGAACAGUCUUGCGGAAGCGCUGGAUUCGGGCUUUGAUACAUUCUAUGCGAACCAGCCGAAGGUAUCUUUCUCUUCUUGUGAGAACGGGUAUAUCAUUUCUGCGGAGGGUCCACAAGAGUUCAAUGCGUAUGGAGCGCAAAGUCGGAGAGGGUGGCUGGAUGGGCUCUGGUGA
This is a messenger RNA of Penicillium brevicompactum, 1707 nucleotides long. Its product is annotated as sulfatase family protein. Bases 1 to 1707 code for a protein of 568 amino acids. The transcript has 6 exons. The record is from RefSeq and is a predicted model, not a curated record. Gene Ontology annotation, molecular function: glycosaminoglycan binding; arylsulfatase activity; N-acetylglucosamine-6-sulfatase activity. Gene Ontology annotation, biological process: phenol-containing compound metabolic process. NCBI's taxonomy places the organism in Eukaryota, Fungi, Ascomycota, Eurotiomycetes, Eurotiales, Aspergillaceae.